AUGGUCUUUGAGGAGCUUGAAGUGCACAAGUUUCUGUUUGGAGUUUCCAAUUCGCAGUCAGCUGAGAGUAAUGAAGAAGUACCUGAAAUGCUGGUCGACGAGUUCUUGAUUCAUAAUGGUGGCGAUGAUGUGAGGAGGAUGACGACCGUGAUGGUGUUGGAAAAGGAAGCGAUGUGGCCACCUAAUACUUCCAGAAUGGAAUCCAGAGAAGUCAACCCACCUGCCCCAGAAUCCAAGAAAGCUUAUCGACAAGAAAAACCAAUGUUGGAAACAGAAUCCGAUGCAUCAUCUGGCGAUGAAAAAAUUGUUGCUGGAAACGUUGGAUUAAAGAAAUCUCAAGAAAACGGGGGCUUCCAAGCGAUGCCCUCGAAUCUUUGGAAUUUCGGGUCAGCAACGAGAAAGGAAAAGGAAUGGAGGAGAACCUUGGCGUGCAAGCUCUACGAGGAGCGGCACGGCAACGGGUAUGGUACUGGAGAGGGGAUGGAUCGGUUGUGGGAGCAGUACGAGGACAAAUGGAACGAAGAGAUCAGCGAGACAAAGUCGGGGAAGGAAAGAAGACGGACAGGCAACUACGAGGACGGUGAUAAAGUUGGAGCGAGCGAAGAAUUGUGUUGCUUAGAUGCACUUAAGUUAUCAGCUGGGAAGGUGAAAAAUCUGGGAAUAGUGAGGCCUAAUUUGGUCAGGAUUUCCAGGGCCAUCAAAGGGAUUCGGAGGUUGCAUCCGGUUGCUACGCAUAGCAAGAAGAGCUGA
Molecule: messenger RNA, 750 nt
Organism: Syzygium oleosum
Lineage: Eukaryota; Viridiplantae; Streptophyta; Magnoliopsida; Myrtales; Myrtaceae
Exons: 2
Coding region: 1-750 (249 amino acids)
Source: RefSeq, a predicted model, not a curated record